AUGAAGGCUGCAUUGGUGUUUUUGUUGGCGGCGUUGGCUCAUGCUCAGCCAGAAAUGGACACGUCCGCAGCCACCAUUAAGCUCCAGGCUGAGAAGGCCUUCGAACACGACAUUGCCGAAUACACCCUGAAGGUGCUCUCGUGCCCCUCCGGAACUGGGCUCACUAUCACGAAGGCUGAGUGGAUAGCCACCUUCUCCGGCCAGCUCGACACUGACGAGAAUACCCCGGUUCGCUUGGACAGGACUUCCGACGUAAGGAAGAUUUGCCGCGGUCUCAACAACUGCAUCCUUAAGCCCAUUGCCCACCUCGAGAAUGUUGUUGACAAGAUCUACCACUUCUUCGGCGUGCCGUUCUCCAACGCCAAGUACACCCUGAAUAUCAGCGGAAUGUGCCAGUCGACGGCACGCAGGCCCACCGGUCGCGAGAUGGUCGCCUCCAUCGACCCCAGCCGUGACCUCGUCAUGGGUUGUGAUGAAGGCGAGGUCAUCAACCUGUCGUUCGUGCGUGGAGCCGGUCUUUUCCACACCUGGCAAUACAGGCACAACUACUGCAACAGGUCGUUCAUGGAGAACGCCUUCUACAUCUGCCAGAACCAGCGUAGCUGUACCGUCGACAAGUCGCUCUACAUCAGUGACACCGUCUGCAACUACCAGGUCAUCGACGCCCAGUACUUCUGCCGCCCCUCCUACCACAACGCGUAUGUCGACGUGAUCAGGAAGAACGGCAACGACGAGAUCAUCCUCACUGCCGAGGAGGACUCCUUCGUCACCGUCAAGGCGCCCGCCGAGUCCCUGCUGUCCGUCAAGUCGGCCGUCUGGGAUGUCGUCGGUAAGGAGUUGGAGGAGGACGACACCAGGAGGAACCGUUUGGAUCUCCUGCAAUUCUUCUGUGAGGGCCGCAGCAGCUGCACCUUCAGCCCCAGGAGGACUUCCAACGGUCUCCUUGACCUGCACCUCGGUGGUAUCACCUCUGACAACCAGAAGCCUUUCGUCUUCAAGGCCAAGUUCGGUAUUGUCAAGGGCACCCAGAACGCCGCGGAUUCCAACAUCAAAACCAUCCCGUGCAAGCACGGUCAGACUGUUGCCAUGACCUGCCCUAGCGACCGUUACAUCCGUGUAGUCAGCGCCCUCUGGGGAGGUGAGGUCACCGACACCGCCAGUCAACCCACCAACAUUUUCUGGGAGGAGAAGACCGUAGACGGCAAGCUCUACCGUACCACUGAAAUUGGUGCCUUCCUCGACAAGCAGGUGUUCAACAAGAGCGAGUUCACUUUCGACCCGUUCGCCGUUGUUAAGGAGAAGCGCCUGUUGCCCAACAUCGAGGGUAUCCGUGAGAACGACCACAGCCUCACCGUCAAGUACACGUGCGUGGACCUAGCCAGCAAGCCUUCCGUCUCCGACCUCGGCCUUGUCGACAUCAAGUCCCUCACCUCCGACUACGAUGAGGAGUACUCCCUCAGCAAGGAGAAGGUCAUCCCCUUCGGCUUCAAGAAGAACAACCAGUUGAUCGUCAUGAUCGAGAUUCAGGGCACCAGCGAGGUACAGGUUGGCAAGUUCCUCUCUAUUCAGCUCCCUGGUGGUGCCGAGGGCAAUUACGUUGCCACGCUCCCGCAGAACAACGCCGCCGCCGAGCACAAGGUCGAGCAGCCGUGCGACAACGCCGUAAUCAACGUCCUCUUCGCCGAAAACAAGACCAUCCACGUCACCACCAACCUUUACCGUGGAACUGAGCUCGUCGCCACCCUGGUGGACGACCUCACCAGCGCGUCUGAAAUCAAAUUCGAAGAAGAAGUUAAGGACAUUGUCCACGCCUCUGGAAACGUUUUGGGUAUGCGUGUGUUCUACAAGGACUUCACCCCCCGGUAA
This is a messenger RNA of Babesia bigemina, 1866 nucleotides long. Its product is annotated as membrane protein, putative. The transcript has a single exon. The coding region runs from base 1 to 1866 and encodes 621 amino acids. The record is from RefSeq and is a predicted model, not a curated record. NCBI's taxonomy places the organism in Eukaryota, Apicomplexa, Aconoidasida, Piroplasmida, Babesiidae.